Molecule: messenger RNA, 1772 nt
Organism: Sorex fumeus (smoky shrew)
Lineage: Eukaryota; Metazoa; Chordata; Mammalia; Eulipotyphla; Soricidae
Gene: TMED8
Product: transmembrane p24 trafficking protein family member 8
Exons: 6
Coding region: 108-1037 (309 amino acids)
Source: RefSeq, a predicted model, not a curated record
GGCCGCGCUCGGCUCCUCCCGGCGCGCGGCUCCCGCGCUCGCUCGGCUCUCGGCCGUUUCCGGAGCGUCUGGCGGCCGGCGCGGAGCGCUCGGGGUGGCGGCCGCAGAUGUCGGAGCGCCCGGGCGGCGUCGGCGACGGCCCGGCGGUGGAGCGGAGCCAGUCGGCCCCCGCAGAGAAUGGAGAUCUAGAGAACUCCAAGCUGGCCUCUUCGGGAGCUUCAGCCUCUGAUUCUGAGCCUGGUUCAUCACCCUACAGGCCACAGAUGGUGUCUCCAGAGGGUGAGGAUGCCGCAGAAGAACUGCAGAAAGCAGCCAGUGCCUUGGAGGCUGAGGACUUGGUGGAAGAGGAACUGCUUCCGGCAGACCAGGCCCAGGUCCUCAACCAGAUGGCCCAGUACCACGUAAUACAGAGAGCUGGGGACAUCGUUAUGAUCCAGUCUGAGCACACGGGAACCAUCGACAUUCUCUCCGCUGAUCUGGAAUCUGCAGACCUUCUGGGCGACCACAGGAAAGUGGCCCCGCCUCUGAUGGCACCUCCGUGCAUCUGGACCUUCGCCAAGCUGAAGGAAUUCAAGAACAAGCUGGGCAGAGAAAAGAACAGCCGUCUGGUGGUGAAGCGGGGUGAGGUGGUGACCAUCCGGGUGCCCACCCACCCAGAGGGGAAGCGAGUCUGCUGGGAGUUUGCCACUGAUGACUAUGACAUUGGCUUUGGGGUCUAUUUUGACUGGACUCCCGUGACCAGCACUGACAUAACCGUGCAGGUCAGUGAUUCCAGUGAGGAUGAGGAUGAAGAUGAGGAAGAGGAGGAGGAGAUUGAAGACACCGUCCCGGUUGGCGAUGUGGAGAGAGGCUCCCGGAGCUCCCUGCGGGGCCGCUAUGGGGAGGUGAUGCCCGUGUACCGGCGCGACAGCCACCGAAACGUGCAGGCCGGCAGCCACGACUACCCCGGCGAGGGCAUCUACCUGCUCAAGUUCGACAACUCCUACUCCCUGCUGCGCAACAAGACUCUCUACUUCCACGUCUACUACACGAGCUGAGGGCCCCGGCCGGAGCAGGCUGCCAGCUGGUGCCUCUUGCUUUGACCAGCGAGCGUUCAGAAGGGCGCGCGCGGGCCUGGCGCUCCGCCCUGCCUGGCAUGCCUGACUGUCCACCCCGUGUAGCUCUUUCCCCUUCUCGGCUUCUGCUGGUGGUUGGUGUGAGUGCCCGUCCCUUGUGGUCCCCGACUCAUGCUCUUCAUGCUUCAGAUAACAGCAGCAUCUCUCUGUACAGGAACCCAUCAGGCAAAGGCCUCCUGUGAGGUUGGGUGUUGUUGCUUAGAAAUCACGUUUGUUUUUUGGCACAAGGUCUGUUGCUCCGAGUGCUGCUUUCCUCUCCUCUCCCAGAGCCUUUCACUGCAGAUGCGUGUAGGUCGCCCCCAUCUCCUUUCACUCUUGGAAAAAGUGCCAGAAGAGGGAAAAGCACAUGGUCCACGAAGGAACCGUGUUUCCUGGGCAGAGAUUGCACUGCCCAGCCUCUCACCACUGCCAAGUUCCCACCUGCUGGCUCUUCAUGGUGUCCAGCAUGGGCUGGGAGCCCUCACUGCCUUCGAAGGGGUGUGCUUAGCCCUCUUGGUUGGACUCAACCCCUUGCCGGCUCCGGCCCCUCCCCAAUUCUGUGUCUGCCCUUGCGGCAAAAAUUCCAAGCUGUGUCAAGUGGUGAUCAAUGUGUGUUGAGACCAACCCUAGGGAGAAAACUGCCCUUAUCACUCCUCUUCCUUCCUUCCUUCCUUCCUU